GGUGAUUCUUUUUGAUAGUGCAUCGUGAAGUUUCUAGAUCUACAUUUGGCCACCACGCUUUGAUCAAUAUGACCAAGACAACCACCGCAGCCCUCUAUCCCAACGCAAAGGUAGCCGCCGAGGUGGGGACGUACUCUGAGCAGAAUUCAACCUCGUUGCCAAAGAACCUCAUUGAAUAUCAUGACUUCAUAGUGGAAAGCCGUUCGGACUCGGAUUAUAUGGUAUCGAGUUUGCAAGCACAGAGCCUUGCCUUUUUUGCCAGAGCCUUUGGCGCCAAGCGGAUUCUUGAGAUUGGCUCUUAUGUUGGCUUCUCUGCACUUGUUUGGGCACAUGCUGUUGGCCAAGAUGGCAAAGUGACGGGUCUUGAAUUCUCAGAAGAAUAUGCCAAGAUUGCAAACGAGGCUUUUGAGAAGCAUGGUGUGAAGAAUGUGGAAAUCAUCGUGGGAGAUGCACUCCAAACGCUUUCGACUUUGAAACCCGAGGAGCCGUAUGACUUGAUAUUCAUUGAUGCUCAGAAAUCAGGCUAUCCCGACUAUCUCCGGGAUAUUCUGGCCGGCUCUCGGCCUGGUUCAACUACACGGCUCCUUCGCCCUGGCGGCAUCAUCAUUGCAGAUAACGUCCUCCGGCGUGCUCUAGUAGCUGAUGGGAGUGAGGAGAAUCCAAACUGGGGAUUGCAGCGACACGUGAAAACUGCCGAAGAUGACCUUACGGCCCUUCGCAAGUUCAACGCAGCCUUGGCAAACGAUGAACGGCUGGAGGCGCUCCUCUUGCCAGUGUUUGACGGCGUCGGUUUUGCGAGACUACUCGAUUGAUUGGAAUUCGGGCUCUAUGUACAACGUUCCAUGAGUAGGAUGGAGCCGCCAAUAUAGGACCAAACUUGGACCCUUGUUGGCAAGGAUCCCGUUGACUCUAGGAAUCGUGUAGCUUCUGUUGCGAGAGACGGCGCAGAGUCAGCUACGAAUAUAGACAAAGUUGCCCACGGGCUGAGCUUCAAUCUAAAGAUAAUAUCUCUCAAAAUGACAUCUUAGCCGG
This is a messenger RNA of Trichoderma harzianum CBS 226.95, 1032 nucleotides long. RefSeq lists its product as hypothetical. Lineage: Eukaryota; Fungi; Ascomycota; Sordariomycetes; Hypocreales; Hypocreaceae. The record is from RefSeq and is a predicted model, not a curated record. The coding region runs from base 69 to 812 and encodes 247 amino acids. The transcript is spliced from 2 exons. Gene Ontology annotation, molecular function: S-adenosylmethionine-dependent methyltransferase activity; O-methyltransferase activity.